AAUGUUUUAAUGAGCAAAUAGACACUGAUAUUUUUCCGUCAAUUAAUUUAUAUGUAUUUUAUUUAUUUUCGAAAUGGAUUGUCGUGUAUCUAUUAUAAGUGCAAUUUUAAUAACUGCAUUUGUAUAUACAUUGCUCCAUACGCAUUUUUCAUCUAUUACAAGAUUAGCAAGACUUCAAGAUGACGUAGAAGAAUUAACGAAAGUUAUUUUAGGCCGUAAGCCUGAUGAAACUCUAAUACCACAAAUUGAUAACUUUAUUAAGAAACGUACUCAAGGAUUAUGGGAUGAAUUGACUUCAGUUAAAAAAAGACUCGAUGUUAUCGAUUGGAAUGUUGAUGGAACUUGUGGUUUUUGUAAAAAAGCAUCAUCACCUACAGAUUUGCAACUAGUCAUUGAAGAAGAACCAAACUACGCUUUAGAAUCAAUUGGUGCUUCAAUAGUUCACACAGAAGAUGUUCCGUUGAAUUCAGCUGGUAUCUUAUAUAGAGUCUUUAAUGUAAAGCAUAAAUCUAACCCUCCAGAUAAUGUUUUGAAUCCGUCAAUGCAACUUGGAAAUUGUUAUGGUUUCAAAGGGAACAAGUCUUCAUUUACGAUUAAGCUAUCACAUAAGAUUUUUAUACGGGCUAUUACCGUGGAACAUAUACAACAGUCUGCUUCUUUAACGGGUGACAUUUCGAAUGCUCCCAAGGAUUUUAACAUUUAUGGAGUUGAAGAUGUAAAAAAGAAGAAGGAGAUUCUUUUAGGUUCAUUCCAAUAUAACAACACCAAAACCAAACGAGCGCAAAUGUUUCAUUUGAACAACGAUCAAAGUUUUAAGUAUUGCAAAGUUCAAGUUUCAUCAAAUUAUGGUAAUCCUGACUAUACCUGCAUUUAUAGGAUUGCAGUCCAUGGAAAGUUAUAACAAAAUCCAGGAAUCGAUUUUUUAAAUAAGUUAUUUUUUUUAAAACUGUGUGCUAUAUUUAAAUACUAUUUUUAAUAAUAAUCUUACAUAAUUUUAAAAAAGUGCA
Messenger RNA from Eupeodes corollae, 1007 nucleotides. It is a transcript of the gene spag4, whose product is annotated as SUN domain-containing protein 5. Gene Ontology annotation, molecular function: protein-membrane adaptor activity. Gene Ontology annotation, biological process: nuclear envelope organization. Gene Ontology annotation, cellular component: nuclear envelope. The record is from RefSeq and is a predicted model, not a curated record. Lineage: Eukaryota; Metazoa; Arthropoda; Insecta; Diptera; Syrphidae. The coding region runs from base 74 to 901 and encodes 275 amino acids. The transcript has 6 exons.